Molecule: messenger RNA, 3168 nt
Organism: Drosophila obscura
Lineage: Eukaryota; Metazoa; Arthropoda; Insecta; Diptera; Drosophilidae
Product: mucin-2
Exons: 2
Coding region: 84-2939 (951 amino acids)
Cellular component (GO): extracellular region
Molecular function (GO): chitin binding
Source: RefSeq, a predicted model, not a curated record
UGCCAAUUCAGUUCACCUUAUAUCUCUCAGCGGAGAAGUAAAAACUUCAGUAGAGGAACCACUAACACGGAAACAGUUCUAAAAUGAGAGUUUUCAACUUGCUGCUGAUUGGAUGUUUGAUUGCGUUGUGUGUCAGCGCGGAGUCGGUGGGUGCUCAUCCUCCAAAGGACGAGCCGUGGAACGAGCCAUGUGAGACCACGACGACGCCACCCUGUGAUCGGAGGACGACAACAACCACCCAAAAGCCACCCUGUGAACGGGAAACGACCACCACCCCCGAUCCGUCCUGUAAAACAACUACAACAACGGAGGCGCCAUGCACCACAACUUCUACGACCACAACCACAACUACGACUACGACUACAACGACUCCCUGUGAAUCGACAACGACAACUACGACAACGACUACGACUACGACAACGACUACGACAACGACAACGACUACGACCACAACAACAACUACGACUACGACUACAACGACUCCCUGUGAAUCGACAACGACAACUACGACAACGACUACGACAACGACAACGACUACGACAACGACUACGACCACAACAACAACUACGACUACGACUACAACGACUCCCUGUGAAUCGACAACGACAACUACCACAACAACUACGACAACGACAACGACUACGACAACGACUACGACAACGACUACGACAACGACUACGACCACAACAACAACUACGACUACAACGACUCCCUGUGAAUCGACAACGACAACUACGACAACGACUACGACAACGACAACGACUACGACAACGACUACGACCACAACAACAACAACAACUACGACUACAACGACUCCCUGUGAAUCGACAACGACAACUACCACAACAACUACGACAACGACAACGACUACGACAACGACUACGACCACAACAACAACUACGACUACAACGACUCCCUGUGAAUCGACAACGACAACUACGACAACAACUACGACAACGACUACGACAACGACUACGACCACAACAACAACUACGACUACAACGACUCCCUGUGAAUCGACAACGACAACUACGACAACAACUACGACAACGACAACGACUACGACAACGACUACGACCACAACAACAACUACGACUACAACGACUCCCUGUGAAUCGACAACGACAACUACGACAACGACUACGACAACGACAACGACUACGACAACGACUACGACCACAACAACAACUACGACUACAACGACUCCCUGUGAAUCGACAACGACAACUACGACAACGACUACGACAACGACUACGACCACAACAACAACUACGACUACAACGACUCCCUGUGAAUCGACAACGACAACUACGACAACGACUACGACAACGACCACAACAACAACUACGACAACGACUACGACCACAACAACAACUACGACUACAACGACUCCCUGUGAAUCGACAACGACAACUACGACAACGACUACGACAACGACCACAACAACAACUACGACAACGACUACGACCACAACAACAACUACAACGACUCCCUGUGAAUCGACAACGACAACUACGACAACGACUACGACAACGACCACAACAACAACUACGACAACGACUACGACCACAACAACAACUACGACUACAACGACUCCCUGUGAAUCGACAACGACAACUACGACAACGACAACUACGACAACGACAACGACCACAACAACAACUACGACAACGACUACGACCACAACAACAACUACGACUACAACGACUCCCUGUGAAUCGACAACGACAACUACGACAACUACGACAACGACAACGACCACAACAACAACUACGACAACGACUACGACCACAACAACAACUACGACUACAACGACUCCCUGUGAAUCGACAACGACAACUACGACAACGACUACGACAACGACCACAACAACAACUACGACAACGACUACGACCACAACAACAACUACGACUACAACGACUCCCUGUGAAUCGACAACGACAACUACGACAACGACAACGACCACAACAACAACUACGACAACGACUACGACCACAACAACAACUACGACUACAACGACUCCCUGUGAAUCGACAACGACAACUACGACAACGACUACGACAACGACCACAACAACAACUACGACAACGACUACGACAACGACUACGACCACAACAACAACUACGACUACAACGACUCCCUGUGAAUCGACAACGACAACUACGACAACGACUACGACAACGACCACAACAACAACUACGACAACGACUACGACAACGACUACGACCACAACAACAACUACGACUACAACGACUCCCUGUGAACCAACAACAACAACGACAACAUCCUGUGCAACAGAAACUACAACGACUACAACAAGCCCACCAUGUACAACUACAAGGCCCCCCUGUACAACAACACGACCACCCUGUACAACAACACGGCCACCCUGUACAACAACACGACCCCCCUGUACAACAACACGACCCCCCUGUACAACAACACGACCACCCUGUACAACAACACGACCACCCUGUACAACAACACGACCCCCCUGUACAACAACACGACCCCCCUGUACAACAACACGGCCACCCUGUACAACAACACGACCCCCCUGUACAACAACACGACCACCCUGUACAACUACAAGGCCACCCUGUACAACAACACAGGCACCAUGUACGGAAACAAUCACCACUCCGUGUCCAACACCAGCCCCAUCCAAUAACGAAAAUUCCGGCCCCACCGUCUACAAUGGCAACAACGACAAUACCGAGAAGGUUGCUCUUGUCCAGAUGCUGUUCUCCCGUCACGACUGUCGCGGCAAGGACGACGGUACCUAUCUGGCCGACAUCCGCCAUUGUCGCCACUACUACGUGUGCGACAGGCAGAGAUCUAGGCGACAGAACUGUCCUCUCGGACAGUGGUUCGACCGUCAGCUGAAGACUUGUCGUCAAAGCAGCGAGGUUACCAAUUGCCUGGCUAUGCGCAAUUAGUAACGUAGAUAUCCCACAUUGAAUUGAAAUGGAAAUGAAAAUGAUCCAGCAUCAACUGUUCUAUCGCGCCCCAACUAUCUUUAUAUUCCAAAUUCGUACAAGUCAAACCAGAAUAUUUCAAUAGACCUGCAACAUAUUCGAUUUAGUCAAUCAAUGGAAAGUAAAGUAGAUUUGUAUAUACAUAUGUAUAAUAAUCAAAGCAAUAAAAAAAUUUUUCAUAGCCAUAAAA